Stegodyphus dumicola is the source of this 1927-nucleotide messenger RNA. RefSeq names its product ubiquitin carboxyl-terminal hydrolase 8-like. Gene Ontology annotation, molecular function: cysteine-type deubiquitinase activity. Lineage: Eukaryota; Metazoa; Arthropoda; Arachnida; Araneae; Eresidae. The record is from RefSeq and is a predicted model, not a curated record. Gene Ontology annotation, biological process: protein deubiquitination.
UACUGGUUUUUGUUUUUUAGAUGCUAGAAGAACAAAUGGAUAAAGAAUUCAAAAAACAGAAAGAAAAAGCAAUAUCUGAAGCUGAAAAUCAACGAAAAAAUUUACAAGAGCAAGUGGAAAAGUUACGAGAAUUAAGGAAAAAAAAAGAAGAAAUGUUGGCCAAAAACAAAGCUGAAUUUUCCAAAACUGAUGGUGUUCCAAGGGAAACUGUUUCGGCAAAUUCUGCUUUGAAAAGAACUACUGGCCAGAGUCAAAGCAGCUCAAAGCAUUCAAAUGCAAGUGAGUAUUCUGUGCCUCUUUCAAGACAGACUUCAUCUGAUAGCUCUAGUCGUGGCUUAGUGAGGUCUCAUUCUUCUCCCAACAUUGCUCAAAUGGUUAAUCAAGAAGAAAAUAUACAGCGAAAAAUUCCAGUAAUUGAUAGGAGCUUGAAACCGAAAGUUAUUCCUAAUUAUCAACUGGCCGAAAUACACAGAGCAAGACUUCGGAAUUUAAAUCCUGUAUAUGGAAAUUGUCCUGUGCGUCCUGCUACUGGUUUAAGAAAUUUAGGAAAUACUUGUUUUAUGAAUUCCAUCAUUCAGUGUCUGUCCAAUACCAUUCCAUUAGCUGACUAUUUUACUACUGGUCAAUACAUGGAUGAUAUUAAUCGGGAUAGUCGGCAGAGUGGUGAAGUGGCAGAAGAAUUUGCUGUUGUUAUCAGGGCUUUGUGGAUGGGCCAGUACAAAUCAUUUUCUCCCAAAGACUUUAAGAAUACUGUUAGCAGAUGUUUGGCUGUAUGUAUUGGAAAUGAACAACAGGAUUCACAUGAAUUCCUAGUAGUUCUGAUGGAGAAAUUGCAUGCAGAUUUAAAUAAGAGGCAUGGAAGAUCAGUAACAAAGCUGGAAGAAUCAGCAGAUGAAAAUGCUUUCUGGCAACAUCAUAAAAGUUAUAACUUUUCUAAAAUAUCUGAAAUUUUCGAAGGCUUGCUAAAAUCAACAUUGACCUGCUUGUCAUGUAGGAAAACAUCAGAUAAUUAUGAAGUUUUCUCCUGUCUUUCUCUUCCUAUUUUAGGCUCCAGAUGUUCUUUAAAAGAGUGCUUUCAAUAUUUUUUGAAAUCCGAAAAGAUAUAUGGUGAAGCUGCUUGGGAUUGCCCCAGGUGCAAGCAAAAGAAAGAGGCUGAGAAGCGCCUGCGUAUUUGCCGCUUGCCAAAUAUUUUGGUCAUUCAGUUGAAAAGAUUUUCCUACGAGGGCUUAUGGAGGAGAAAAUUACAGACUCACGUAGACUUUGAUCUAGUUUUGGAUGUGCCUUGUGAAGAAAAUGGUGAAGAAUGCCUCCAGUCAUAUAGUUUAUAUGGUAUUGUGAAUCAUUAUGGUACUUUGGAAGGAGGACAUUACACAGCGUACUGUAAUGCAUUAUCUAACAAAUGGUACAAAUAUGAUGACCAUGAAGUCUCUGAAAUUAAUGUAUCUGAUAUAAAGACUUCUGCUGCAUACAUCUUAUUCUAUCAAGCUGUGAACUUGCAUUCCAAUUUGUAGCCAGUCUUCUGUAAUAAUAUUUGAAAGAAAAGACUUAUUCUGAAAAACCAAGAACAAUACAUUAACAAUUUGUAUAUUAUUUGUAAGUUUUUUAUUCUUAUAUUUCUGUAUGAUCAAUAUUGCAUCACAAACUAUUCCAUGUACUUUAAAUGUAGGUAUUAAUUGCAUAUAUUUUUAAAAAAUGUUUUUCCUCUGUGAUACGUUAUAAUAUUUUAUUAACUUGUAAAUAAAGAAAAUAUUUAUUUUAUGUUUUAAUAUAAUAAUACUUUUAUUAAAUUUGUUUUCCAGCUAUAGAUCACUACUCAUUUGUUUAAUUCAUACUCUUGUUUAUACAAGCACUGUACUAUGUAGUAAUUUUGUAAAUUGUGUAGAAUAAGAUAUAUGAGGAAAUAAAAAAAAAAAAUUAAUUCUAUAUA